This is a messenger RNA of Maylandia zebra (zebra mbuna), 2172 nucleotides long. The record is from RefSeq and is a predicted model, not a curated record. NCBI's taxonomy places the organism in Eukaryota, Metazoa, Chordata, Actinopteri, Cichliformes, Cichlidae.
CUGCAGAGCACCCUCCAGGAAGGGUUGAAAGUCCAGGGACGUUAAAAUUCGGGUCCUGGCCAACGUCUUAUACAGGCCCACGGCGGUGGGGCUUGAAGGAGGACGCCCGACAGACCGGCAACAGCGAAGCCAGUAUCUUGCAGGUUGCAACCAGGUGAUUGGAUCCUGAUUAAAGUGCUCCAGAGGAAAAAUUGGAGUUCACCGAGGUGGGAAGGCCCGUACCAGGUCCUGCUCACAACACCAACCGCCUGCAAAAUAGCAGAAAGACCAUCUUGGAUCCACCAAAGCCACUGCAAAAAAGUGAGUGACAACACAAGCAUAGACGCCGGUUCCCCCGACUCCUAGGUGUUCUCCUGGUGGAGGAAAGGGUUGUUUGGGUAUAUCCCGCCCUUUUGUCUUCUCGCCAGUGGUCUACUCACCUGGAGCCCGGGUGUGCCUGGUCAUCAUGAAGAAACUUGUCCUCAUAGUGGCUGGAUACUCACCUGGAAAGACGAGGACCCACAGCAUCGCCUGCAAAAGAAAUGGUCAUAUGACAACUUACACCUAAAGGAUAUGGACAAAGAGCACAACCACCCCUGGCUGAACAAUGCCGGGUACCGGUACGUCUACAACCGAGUACAUACAGAAGACAACCACACUGGCUGCUACGUCUGUUCUCACCUUCCAACAACAGCAAUGCAAGCCACCCUAUAUGGAAAAUCACCCAGCCUUUCCGAAGCCCUAUGUAUAUUCUACAAAGCCACCAGCAGAACAUGUUCCCCCGAAGACAUCUUCUUCUUCAAGGUUGAGUUAAAGAGACAAGUCACAAAACCCGACCUGCCACGGUGUAAUGGAACACUGAUCAACUAUACAACUAAUGAGGUAGUGUUCUGUACACCAGAGGUCUCAGACUGGAACUACAGCUGUGAUGACCGAUACUGGGUACACCUGAAUGCAACCAAUGACAAGGGAAAAUCUUUCAAUGUCAGGAGGGAACCAGGAAUACAACAUCCAAUGUGUUUCACCUUCGCAUACGGCAACAGAAAGCUGGGAAUGAACCACAACUGCUCCCAGACUUUCCGAAUGCCGCAGGACAGAAAGGCACGGAUAAGCUUCCUGAAUGGCACAUAUUGGGUGCAGGGUACAGCAUGGGCAUGUGGCUCAAAGACAUACUUCACCAUCCCACCCAACAGCACCGGACUCUGCGCCCCAAUUUUAGUGUCAGACCACACAUUCAGAGUAUUCCAUCAGGACCAACCAAGACGCAGGAGGAGCACUGAUGACGUGCAACCGCAUGACCCAAUCUGGGGCAGUGAUGUACCAGCGGAGUUCAAGUUGUGGACCACCAGACAGAAGGUCCUACACUAACUGUUCCCAUGGAUCGGGAAUGGAAAAAACAUGCUAAGAAUUGAGACUCUUGACUACCAAUUUGGACUUUUCCUGAACAGCUCAACAAGGAUAAACAAGGCUCAGAAUGGGGAAAUCGACGCGAUCAGAAUAGUGGUUAUGCAACACAGAGUCGCCCUGGACAUGAUUCUCGCUGAGAGAGGGGGCCUCUGUGUCUUAUUCAACACCACUUGUUGCACCUAAAUCCCGGACAACGUGCACUCUUUGACCAUGACCACCGCCCUAGACAAGUUACGACAACUGAGUAAUGCAGAGCAGCAAGACUAUGUCACGAACACAGAGGACUGGCUGACCUGGCUGCUGAGCGGCAGCUGGAAGACCCUCGUGAUCAAAGGACUUGUCUUGAUAGGAGUUCUUCUUUUAUUGCUUUGCAUGUUCUCAACUUGCAUUCUACCCUGUAUCAGAUCAAUGAUUGACAAAAUGGUACAGGCCACAGUGAUCACCUAUGUUGGACUGCCACAAGAAGAUGAACUGGACGAAGAGGAUUUAGUAUAGGAAAACACAUACACAUACUGAAUGAUGCUACAAUUGAAAAUGUUAUAAGCAAGUGAUUGUUGGCUGAUAAUAAAGUAUGAUUAAGUGUAAAAUAUUAACUUCAGGAGUGAAAUAUAUUUACAACAGGAGGGAAUGUUAUAGAGUUUUUACUGUUUUUUAUUUGAUUAUGCUUCAAAUGUUAUGUUCUGCUUAUGUUCACAUAUUUCACCAGACACAAUGUACCAACUCUGCAGAAACAGGAAGCUCACCCUGUGACAUUAUUAGCACACACACGAACUUCUUGAAACACAC